AUAAUUUCAAACAGGAAAUUGAACAUUUGUUCUUACUUUAUUUGUUGUCUUGUCGGUAUCUCCUCUCCGCAUCUAUUCUAAUUCCUUCCAGUAAUUUCAACAUUGAACUUGUUCAUGAAUCAAAAAUUGAAUAGAGUUGCUUGAUUUUACAUGGAAACUAGUACCAAUAAAUCUCAAGGUUCAUCUUCUUCAUCUACAACUACUGAUUCAGACAUUGAUAAUAACGAUUCAGGUUGUUGUUCCAGCAGCAGUAGUAACGGAUCUGAUGCUUCAGCAGCAGCUGAGUUGAAGCUGUAUAGGGCUUUUAUAUUCUCUGUGCCUGUUUUCUUCACUUUGAUUCUUGUUUUUCUUUUCUAUGUUUUCUAUUUGAAACCGAGAAGGGUUGAUUGGUCUUCUAUCAGGAUGAGGUCUGUUUCUGUUCUACAACAUCAUAAUCACAACAAUGGUAUCUCCAAUUCUGAUUUGGGGUUGAAGAAGGAAUUGAGAGAGAUGUUGCCUAUUAUUGUGUACAACGAAAGCUUUUCUGUCAAAGAUACACUAUGCUCAGUAUGUCUUCUGGACUACCAACCCGAUGACAGACUUCAACAGAUACCGGUAUGCGGCCAUACGUUUCAUAUGAGCUGCAUUGAUCUUUGGCUCGCCAGCCACAGCACCUGCCCUCUUUGCCGUCUGUCACUACUACCUACUCCGAAAUCUUCGACCGAAACAUCCAAUAUGCAGGUAGAUAACAGUAAUUUCCAAAAUGUCUCUGGAGAAGUCGGGAUCAGUGCUAACUCACGCGUAGAUGUUGAAGAGCAAAAUGUGCGAAUCAACCAAUAGGAAUAUGAAGAUCUAAGAGAUUCUUCUUUCACUUUUACAUCAUUUCUUGUUCAUCCUUGGUGCAAGAACUUGGAUUGGUGAGAAACUUGGUAGUUUUAUGGAGGGUUUGAUCAAUUCGUCACGGCAAACUUUGAUAUAUCCCUGUGCAGAUUGGCAACAAGAUCAUGGACUUUUUUUUCCUUAUGAUUCUUUACAUUGUAGCAUUGUUCUUAUAUGAGAGUUAUGUAUAAGUUAUCAACAUGUAAUUUAAAAUUUUCUGUUCAUUUGAUCUUA
Lathyrus oleraceus (garden pea) is the source of this 1092-nucleotide messenger RNA. Its product is annotated as RING-H2 finger protein ATL7. The coding region runs from base 151 to 819 and encodes 222 amino acids. The record is from RefSeq and is a predicted model, not a curated record. NCBI's taxonomy places the organism in Eukaryota, Viridiplantae, Streptophyta, Magnoliopsida, Fabales, Fabaceae. Gene Ontology annotation, molecular function: transferase activity. The transcript is spliced from 3 exons. Gene Ontology annotation, biological process: protein ubiquitination.